AGCGCGAUUCAAGGCGAUUUGUGUGUGCUGAGUGAACGAAUUUUGGAGGCAAAAAACCGGUUACUUUUUUUUUCGAAUCAUGGCUUCUAACCGCGCUACCAAAAGUGGAUUUGCUGCUGAGGCACAACGAAAAGUAAAUGCCAAAUACAGCGAAGAAUUGGCAGCAGAAAGCUUGGAAUGGAUCAACAGUGUGACUGGGGAGAAUGUCAGUACUACCGGAGAUAUGGAUAACUUUUAUGAAGUACUCAAGGAUGGUACCUUAUUAUGCAAAUUGGCGAAUUCGAUUCAACCUGGUACGGUGAAGAAAAUCAACACCAGCUCCAUGGCAUUUAAAUGUAUGGAAAACAUCAAUGCUUUUUUGGAAGCGGCUAGAAAUUUUGGAGUGCCAGCACAGGAAACGUUCCAAACUGUCGAUUUGUGGGAAAGGCAGAACCUUAACUCUGUCGUUAUUUGUUUGCAGAGUUUGGGAAGAAAAGCUACAAAAUACGGUAAACCAGGUAUCGGUCCCAAAGAAGCCGAGAAAAACGAAAGAAUGUUCUCCGAAGAAAAACUUAAAGCCGGACAAACGAUCAUCGGACUGCAAAUGGGCUCUAAUAAGGGAGCGAACCAAUCUGGUAUCAAUUUCGGCAAUACCAGGCACAUGUAGAUACAACGAACCAAUCAAAUUUUACUAUUACAUAUUCUAGCUAUUAUUAUUAAAGUCAAAGUCAAUCAAUACAGAGAACUAAAGAUUGAUUGAUUCUUGAAAAAGGAUUAUAAUAGUCAUGGACAUUUUCUCUCUAUACAUAUAAUUGAGCUAGUUAAGAUGUUAAUAAUUGUGACUGCGAACAGUAUCUAGUAAUAGUAAAUACGACUUAACUUUUGUCCUAGACUGUGUAAUCGAAUUUGUAUGUAGAUGAUCUUUUUGAGCUUCAUUGACAUUUAUUUUUUCUGUAUAAAUAUUUUUUUAUAUUUUUCUAUAAGACAUCUAAUGGCUUCUAUUUAAUGACACAUUCCGAAAUAUUCCAUUUUUUUCUCUCUCUAUUAAUAUUAAAUUUGUUUAAUUUUUGAUUCUAUACCUACAUUUUAUGGAGAAGUUUGUAUUUAUUUUUUUGUUGAUAGAUUUAGGGAUUACAAUUUGAUGAUUAUGUGCCUAACAAGAAAUACUUUUUCGGAUAUUCUAUUUAAUAACCCCGUUGUUACAUAAACAAACACUUAUUAUUGUUAAAAAAUUUAUAUGAGAUAUUUAUAAUAUUAUUCCAUUUUCUUGUGUAGGACCAAUUUUCUUGUACUAGAGAAAUAAACUAGUAUUUUUUCCUAA
Messenger RNA from Ceutorhynchus assimilis (cabbage seed weevil), 1300 nucleotides. The record is from the annotation of a GenBank genome assembly. Lineage: Eukaryota; Metazoa; Arthropoda; Insecta; Coleoptera; Curculionidae.